AUGGUACAUCGCUGCAAGAAACCGGGCGUUCCGGGUCUCAGAGAACAGAAUGUGUGUGCGGGCAUAGAUCAGCCGUCCAUCAUGGCAGCCGCCACUAGUGCCGGCUUCACUCUGGUCAAAGAGACCUUGGAGCAUCCCGAUAAUGAUGUGCUGCUAGAGGGUCGUUUCGAGGUGGAUUAUGUGCUGGGAGAUCAUUCCCAACAGUGCCUCCAGGAGACGGGCUGCAGCCGAGAGCAAGAGGCGGAGAUUCAGGCUUUCGUGCAGCGGCUACGCUACGAAGCCAAGCGGGCAAGAGCCCAGGUUAUGGCGGCCAUUGAUGUAUGGUGCGCAGUGUUCGAGUUGGAACGUUACGAUCCAGUGCAGGACAUCUUCACCACCACGUUCCCGCCUCUUUGUCGGUAA
Molecule: messenger RNA, 402 nt
Organism: Ramularia collo-cygni
Lineage: Eukaryota; Fungi; Ascomycota; Dothideomycetes; Mycosphaerellales; Mycosphaerellaceae
Exons: 1
Coding region: 1-402 (133 amino acids)
Source: RefSeq, a predicted model, not a curated record